This is a messenger RNA of Aspergillus versicolor CBS 583.65, 3239 nucleotides long. RefSeq names its product coatomer subunit beta'. The coding region runs from base 219 to 2774 and encodes 851 amino acids. Gene Ontology annotation, molecular function: structural molecule activity; protein binding. Gene Ontology annotation, biological process: endoplasmic reticulum to Golgi vesicle-mediated transport; intra-Golgi vesicle-mediated transport; intracellular protein transport. The record is from RefSeq and is a predicted model, not a curated record. NCBI's taxonomy places the organism in Eukaryota, Fungi, Ascomycota, Eurotiomycetes, Eurotiales, Aspergillaceae. Gene Ontology annotation, cellular component: COPI vesicle coat. The transcript is spliced from 6 exons.
CUUGUGGACACAUCGCUGAACUCCCAUUCACCUCCCUAAGGCCAUUCCCCUCGGCUCUUUUCCUUUGUGUCUAUAACUUGCUGUUAAACUAGACUUCCAUAGGAAGCUCUCUGAAAUCCCGGGCUGGGCUGUCUGAACGGCUCGUGGCCUGGUUCCCCUCCCUCAUCGAUCAUCUCCGACGCCGCACAUAGUCGCGAUUCUCCUUUCCCCCACCCAACAUGAGAUUGGAUAUCAAGAGACAACUCUUUGCUCGCUCGGAGCGAGUGAAGGGCAUUGACUUUCACCCUACAGAGCCAUGGAUUCUGACAACGCUAUACAGCGGUCACGUAUACAUAUGGUCUUACGAGACCCAGUCGAUUAUUAAAACCUUCGAACUCACCGAUGUCCCUGUCCGUGCUGGGCGAUUUAUCGCUAGAAAGAACUGGAUCGUCUGUGGUUCAGAUGAUUUCCAGCUUCGUAUUUACAACUACAACACCUCCGAGAAAAUUGCUUCAUUUGAGGCGCACCCAGAUUACAUCCGCUCCAUCGCCGUCCACCCAACCCAGCCGUUUGUACUUACCGCUUCCGAUGACAUGACAAUUAAGCUUUGGGACUGGGAGAAGGGAUGGAAAUGUGUCCAGGUUUAUGAGGGCCAUAGCCAUUAUGUGAUGGGUCUAUCUAUCAACCCCAAGGACACGAACACAUUCGCCUCGGCAUGUUUGGAUCGGACCGUUAAGAUUUGGAGCUUAGGUUCACCGCACGCCAAUUUUACAUUGGAAGCCCACGAAACAAAGGGUGUCAACCAUGUCGACUACUACCCCCAGGCGGAUAAGCCUUAUCUCCUAACUACUUCCGAUGAUAAGACUGUGAAGGUCUGGGAUUACACCACGAAGGCGCUCAUUGCGACUCUCGAAGGACACACAAGCAACGUUUCCUUCGCUUGCUACCACCCGGAACUGCCAGUUAUUAUCUCUGGUUCUGAAGAUGGAACUAUCAAGAUUUGGCACGCCAACACAUAUAGACUGGAGCAAUCUCUGAGUUAUGGUCUAGAAAGAGCAUGGUGUGUUUCUUACCAACGGGGCAAACAAGGUGUUGCGUUGGGUUUCGAUGAUGGUGCUGUUGUAGUGAAGAUGGGCCGAGAGGAGCCGGCUGUUUCCAUGGAUGGGUCAGGAAAGAUCGUUUGGGCGCGACACAAUGAAGUUGUUUCUACGGUCAUCAAGGGUGGUGACGCUAGUGUCAAAGACGGAGCGCCGAUUUCUCUUCCGACCAAGGAGCUGGGUUCAUGCGAAGUUUACCCCCAAACUUUGUCGCAUUCACCUAAUGGGCGCUUUGUCUCCGUCUGUGGAGAUGGCGAAUAUAUUAUCUAUACCGCCCUUGCCUGGAGAAACAAGGCCUUUGGCCAAGCUCUGGACUUUGCUUGGGGUUCAAAAGACAACAGUAACGACUACGCUAUUCGGGAGUCGCCUACCAGUGUCAAAAUAUUCAAGAAUUUCAAGGAGGUCAGUGGUGGCCUGGAUGUAGGCUUCCAGGCCGAAGGCCUUACAGGGGGUGUUCUACUUGGUGUUAGAGGACAGGGAGGAAUUGGUAUGUUCAAUUGGGAAACUGGAAACCUGGUUCGACGAAUCGAGGUCGAGCCGAGAGCUGUCUACUGGUCCGAGUCUGGAGAGCUGGUUACCCUUGCUUGCGAGGACUCAUUCUAUGUUCUGCGAUUCUCUCGGGAGAACUAUGUCAAUGGGCUGAAUGAGGGCGAAGCUGAUGAGGACGGCGUUGAAUCCGCGUUCGAAGUCGUUACCGACGUCAAUGAGUCUGUCAGGACAGGCCAAUGGGUCGGAGACUGCUUCAUCUACACGAAUUCUACGAACCGCUUGAACUACCUCGUCGGCGACCAAACAUAUACGGUGUCGCACUUUGACCAGCCCAUGUACGUUCUUGGUUAUCUGCCCCGCGAUGGCCGGGUUUAUGUUGCCGAUAAGGAUGUCAACGCCGUCUCGUUUGCCCUGUCUCUUAGUAUGGUCGAAUAUCAAACCGUUGUGCUGCGCGGUGACAUGGAUCUUGCGGCGGAGCUGCUUCAAGAUAUCCCCAAGGACCAGAUGAAUAAGGUCGCACGGUUCCUUGAAGGCCAGGGGUAUAAAGAAAUGGCCCUGGAAGUUGCAACCGACCAGGAACACCGCUUCGAGCUCGCCCUUGCUCUCAACAACCUCGAAAUUGCCCUUGAUAUUGCCCGUGAAGCGAAUGCGGAACACAAGUGGAAGAUUGUUGGUGAUGCAGCCUUGUCAGGAUGGAAUCUGUCUCUCGCUCAAGAAUGUUUCGUUAAUGCCAAAGAUGUUGGUUCCCUCCUACUUUUACACACUGCUAGCGGCGACCAAGAGGGUCUACGAACGCUCGCCGCGCAGGCCUCGGAGGCCGGUCUCCACAAUGUUGCGUUCUCUACUCUUUGGUCUCUCGGAGAUGUUGAUGGCUGUAUCGACCUGCUUGUCCGCACCAACCGCAUCGCUGAGUCCGUUCUCUUUUCUCAGACUUACAAGCCUUCUCGAGCAUCCGAGCUUGUGAUCAAGUGGAAGGAGUCAUUGGAGCAAUCUGGGAAGGCAAAGAUCUCCCGACUCAUCGGUGUCCCGCCAGGUGCACCCGAUGUUACAGCCGAUGAUGACUUGUUCCCCGAAUGGGACGAGUAUCUCCGUCUAGAGAAGGAGGGUGUUGUUGCCGAGCCAGCAUCAUCGGGGUCCCUGAUUGAUGUUGACGAAGGAGAGGCCGAGCCUGAGACGAACGCUUCGCAGGAGGUAGAGGCAGAGGCUUAAGCACCUCCUAGUUUCAAGUGCCGGUAGGAUCUAAUGUGGGCAUGAUUAUUUACACAGUUAUGUGGGUUGCCUAGACGAGAAAGUGAUGGGCUUUCAGAAGACAAAGAAAUAACAACAUGGUGUUUUGAAAUGUUAAUACGCAGCUAUAAAAUUCGCCCCGGGGAGCGUAUGGUUUUUUGUAUCUGCUUUUCUCAAACCCCCUUCGACUACUUUUAUAUCUAUUUGUUUCAAUCUAGAAUUAUGUUAUACUUACAGUGCUUCUACGCUCUCCUGAUUCCCAUGGGCCCUUGCGUAUCAUUCUUAGUAGCGAUUCAGCCUGGGGCUAGUUGAGUGUACCUUUCUUGCAGCCUCUGCUCCUUUAGUUCCAUCAUCGGCUUAGUUCUGGUAGAAGAGAAUGACUGGGGCACAAGGCUGUGAAGUCGGCAGAAAUCCCGCUUUUCAACAUGGCAGCCGACUCUCGAGAUG